AGCGCUGUCGUCUCGAGGCUACGAACGUUAAAGGGUCCGCACAAGAUGUAAAUAUAGUGACAGACCCAUGAAAGAAACGUUAAAAUGGUUUUUGAAAGCGUCGUAGUGGACGUUCUGAAUCGUUUUUUGGGGGAUUAUGUUGUCAACCUUGACAGCUCGCAGCUGAAGCUUGGAAUAUGGGGAGGGGAUGCCGUUCUAAAAAACCUUGAAAUAAAGGAAAAUGCCUUGAGUCAGCUUGAUAUUCCCUUUAAAGUCAGAGCUGGUCACAUAGGACGUCUGGAGCUAAAGAUCCCAUGGAAGAAUCUCUACACCCAGUCAGUGGAGGCCACGCUGGAUGGUGUCUAUCUGCUUAUAGUCCCCACAGCAAGUAUAAAGUAUGAUGCAGAAAAGGAGGAGAGGCAGCUACAGGAGGCUCGUCAGAGGGAACUCCAGCGAAUAGAGGAGACAAAGCAGAAGGCUGCAGAGAAAGAAAACCCUAAACUGGAGAAGCAGGACACCUUUGUAGAAAAACUUGUGACUCAGGUUAUCAAAAACCUGCAGAUCAAGAUCUCAAACAUCCAUGUGCGCUAUGAAGAUGAUGUUACCAAUCAAAACUGUCCUUUGUCGUUUGGUGUUUCACUUCAAAACCUCAGCCUCCAGACAGCUGAUAAAAACUGGAAGCCCAGUCUCUUGGACGAAAAUGCCAAGCUUUUCUUUAAGUUGGUUCGACUGGACAACUUGUUUGUCUACUGGAAUGUCAACUCGGCGCUCUUCUCCAAUCACAAUGCUGAAGAGGCGUUGCGCUGUCUUCAGAGCAGCGUGGAAAUUCAUCCUUCUCUUUCAGCCAGCCACAACUUCAUUUUUCGCCCAAUAUCAGCGGAUGCUAAACUACGAAUGAAUCCCAGGUCAGAUGUGGAUUUUUCUGCUCCUAAAGUGGACUUGACGGUCAACCUCAGUGAGGUGGCUAUAGAGCUCAACAAGCCUCAGUAUAUUAGCAUUUUGGAACUGCUGGGCUCAGUGGAUAUGAUGUCACGAAACCUGCCAUACAGGAAGUACAGACCUGAGGUCCAUGUUCACAAGAAUGCUCUCAUAUGGUGGAAGUACGUGACCACCAGCAUCCUGGAAGUGGACGUGAAGCCACAUCUCCACAUGUGGUCGUGGAAAUUCAUUCACCGGCACCGGCAGAGGGUAAAGUGUUACAAAGACUUCUACAAGACAAAGAUCACCAGCAAGAAGCCCUGCGAGGAGCUUCUGAAGCAGCUAGAGGAGACUGAGAAGACCUUAGAUAUUUUUAAUAUCACAUUAGCUAGACAGCAAGCUGAAGUGGAGGCAAGCAAGGCAGGACUACGUAUUUAUCGUCCAGGGUUGAAGAUGGAGGAGGAGGAGUCUCAGGGUUGGCUCAGCUGGAUGUGGAACUGGGGCGGAGAAGCUGAGACACAAACAAAAGAGACCAAGCCUGGAAGUUUUGAUGAGCUUUUAACCCCUGCUGAGAAAGCCAAACUCUACACUGCCAUUGGAUACAGUGAAACUGCUGCUAAUCCCAACCUGCCAAAAAAGUUUGAAAACAUGAAGGUUAAGUUUCACAUGGAAAGGCUGACCGUGUCCAUCAAGGACAAGAAGGACAAAAACGAGAUCAUCAAGUUGACUGUGGAGGAGCUCAAGUCGACGCUGGCACAGAGGCCUGGAGCUCAAGCCAUCAAAAUCACAGCGCAGCUCAGUUUGUUUGAAGUCACUGGUUUGGCCACAGACAGGCCCGCACCAACCCUCCUUUCAUCGAGGAAGGCAGCCACAGGAGCAGGAACCCCACUGCUCUGCAUCCUGUUUGAAACCAACCCACUGGAUGAGAGUGCAAACCAGCGGCUUCAUGUUGAAUCACAACCCCUGGAAAUCAUCUAUGACGCAAUAACAGUGAACAGCAUGGCAGCAUUCUUCAGGCUGCCUGACGACCUGCAGCUCGAUGAGCUCACCAAUGCGACCCUGAUGAAACUGGAACAGUUCAGAGACCGCACCUCCACCGGUUUAAUGUAUGUGAUCGAAACACAGAAAGUUCUCGACUUGAAGCUGAACUUGAUGGCCUCAUACGUCAUCAUCCCCCAGACCGGCUUUUACAAUGGGACUCAGAACAUCUUGCUGUUGGACCUCGGUCAUUUCAAGAUGUCCAGUCAAAGCAAGAAAAAUCUGCCGCAGCUGUCGGCGUGUUCCAGUAACAUUGAAGACAUUAUGUCCAGAGCGUACGACAGCUUCGAUGUGCAGCUUAGCAGCUUACAGUUCCUUUACAGCAAACCAGAUGGUGACUGGAAACGAGCUCGCAAACAGAAAACAUCUCCACUUCACAUCCUGGAGCCCGUGGACCUGAAAGUGGUUUUCAGCAGGGCCAUGGUUGUCAAAGACUCCCGCAUGCCUAAGUAUAAGAUGUCUGGAGGACUUCCUCUGCUCUCUCUUCGUAUUUCUGAUAAUAAACUUCGAAGCGUUCUGGAGCUGGUAGACAGUAUCCCUCUGCCUGAGAGCAGACCUGCUGCUCGCAGCACUGCUUCAUCUUCAAAUGCAAAGACAAGGCAGUCGUUCACCCCUCAGCUCACUCCCAGAAAACCUCUGAACUUAGCAGACCAGCGCUCCUCUCUUAUGUUUGAGUCAUGUGAGACCAUCAGCAUCUCCUCACUGGGAUCAGAGGAAGAUUUGUUCUAUGACGCUCCCACUUCUCCCAUCGGGGAUAAGCCGUUCUUCCCAGACAAUCCCUUGCCUCUGCGCUACGGAGAUUUAAGCAAAAAAAAGAUCUUCAUCAAAGAAGAUCCUCAGAAGAACAUGAUUGACUUCAACAUGAAGUUUGAGAUCAGUGAGUUGUCUGUUCAGUUGUGUCGUGUGUCAGGAGGUCAAGAGGUCACAGUGCUCCACCUGGAUAUCGAGGGUCUCGGCACUGAGCUGAAGUUGUGCACCUUUAACAUGGUGUCCAACAUCUACCUGCGAGAGAUCUGCCUGAAGUGUCCUGAGUACAUGGAUUCUGAGGAAAAGCAAGUUCAGCUGAUCACCACCUUAGAUAAUUCAGAAGUUGACCUGCUUACCCUGGAGUAUACUAAAGCUGACAAGAACGGUCCUGAGUUCAAAUCACAACACAACAAUACAGAGCAGCUCAUCAAGGUGACCUUUUCAUCCCUGGAUGUUCAUCUCCAUACGGAGGCUCUCCUUAAUACCAUGAACUUUCUCAAUAACCUCCUUCCUCCAUCUGCCAAGAAAGAAGGGGGGGCUGAGGAGCUCCCCACCAUCCCAGAGGAGGAGGAGGCAGAGACUGAAAGGGAGGAAGAGAAGAAGGAGGAAGCUGCUGUUGCCAAGAAAAAGACUUCAAAAAAGUCAAAGUAUGCAGAUGUGGUGAAUCUUCACAUCAGAGCAGAUCUGCGCUGCUUGAAAGUGUUCAUUCGAGGACAGAAAGCCAGAAUCUCUGAGAUUAGUAUUGAAGGUCUGGUUUCUGAGGUCCUGAUGAGGAAGAAGGAGAUGGAGGUCCAAGCCAACCUGAAGAGCAUUGUGAUCCUAGACUGCAACAAAGAUGCCAUUUAUAAGAAGGCUGUCUCUAUUGCUGACAAGGAAGUUUUUUCCUUCCGGAUGAAAAACUUUACUGAUGCAACAGAAGGAGACGCAUAUCUAGACAUGUCUAAAGUUGACACCUGUGUCUCGCUGACAGUUGGAUGUAUUCAGGUCAUCUUUCUCAACAAGUUUGUGUCCUCCAUACUGGCAUUUAUUAAUAAUUUCCAGGAGGCUAAAGAGGCCCUGGCUGAGGUGACGGUUCAAGCUGCGGAAAAGGCAGCCUCAGGUGUGAAGGAACUGGCAGAGCGGAGCUCUCGAAUCGCUCUCAGUGUCCACUUCAAUGCUCCUGUUAUCUUCCUCCCUCAGUCGUCGUCCUCGUCAAAUGUCAUUGUAGCUGAUCUUGGUCUUCUGUCUGUCAAGAACUGUUUUGCCAAGCAGCCCUUUAAAAGUGAUUCUAAAAUCCCACCUGUUGUGGAUAAAAUGACUGUGAAGCUGAGUGACCUCAAGAUGUACAGAACCACUUACAUAAAUGGGGGGUUUCAGGGAGAGAUGCAAGUUUUGAAACCUGUUAGUUUGGACUUGGAAAUUCAGAGAAAUCUGUCAUCCAACUGGUACCACAGCAUCCCCGACAUAGAGAUCACUGCUCAUCUGAAGCCAAUGAAUCUGAUCCUCUGCCAGGAUGACAUGAUUGUUGUCUUGAGGACUCUGAGUGAAAAUCUCUCAGAGAAGUCUGAAGCUGUUCAGCCUCCGGCUACUCUGUCCAUCCGUGAUCGCUCCUCUGACUCUGCUUCCAACAAAGACUUUCAGAACUCAGGAACCUCAGGACCUGCGAGCAGUAACACCGUGGUGACAGCUGCUGUGGUGGAGACGCAGAAACCCAGCAAGUUGAAGACCACACUCAAGCUGGACUUCAAGUUUGACUCCAUGACGCUGGUCCUGUACAGCCCUAAUGAGCAUGUGGUACAACUUUUAGACCUGCAUGAUGAGCAGCUGAAGCUGGCAGAGUUUACUCUGCACACCAUCUCCACUUUUGUCUACAUGUACUCUGACAGCUCCAUGAAGGCUUCAGUCCGACUCACUAUGUGCCUGCUGGAUGACAAGAGACCAAAAAUAAAGAUGGUUACCCCAAGGAUGAUGGCAAUGCGGCCAGGUGCGGAACAGAACAUAAUGGUGGAGGUGAACUACCGUCAGGGCCAUGAAGGCACCGUUUUAGACACGCUGGUGCAGGAUGUGUACCUGUGUGCCAGCAUGGAGUUCCUGCUCACCGUGGCUGACAUCUUUCUUAAAGCCACCCAGCAGGGCUUUGCUCAGGGGGCACAACCUAAAAACAUUACUGGAGCUGGAGAAAAAAAGAACAUUAACUCCUCUGUCACAUCAAAAGACUCGAGUACGGCUCUAGCCCCAGUGUCGAAGACAGAGAUGAACGUCGUGGUGCGCAACCCAGAAAUUGUGUUUGUGGCUGAUCUGACUCGUGCUGAUGCGCCAGCCCUGGUGAUGACCACACAGUGCGAGCUGCAAAUGAAGAGUAGUGCCGAGGGGUCACAGAUGAGUGCAGUCAUCAAAGAGCUAAAGGUUAUGGCGUGCCCCUUCUUAAGAGAGAAGAGGAAAAACAAUGUGACUACUGUUCUGCAACCAUGCCAGGUGUUCUUUAACAGUACUCAGUCCCCAACUUCCCCUCAGGCUAUGGAGGUCUCCAUCAACACUCUCUCAAUGAAGGUGUCCCCUGUCAUCAUCAACACGGUGAUUACCAUCCAGUCGGCACUGAGCCCCACAGCGGAGACUCCCGAGGAGCAGGACAGGCCUGUUCAUGUGGAUCUUUGGGAGAAACGAGGCUGGAAGGAGCUCAAACUUUGGUUCUUGGAAGAGGAAGAGGAUGAAGACACAAAGUCACUGACCCCACUGAUUCCCCAGGGAGAGUCCUUAAAAGUUACCAUAAAUUCAAUUUGUCUGACUCUGGAGGCUGGAGUGGGACAUCGCACUGUCCCCAUGCUUCUGACCAAGUCCUCCUUUCAUGGAGAUGUGAAAAACUGGUCCACACUCAUUAACUUACACAGUGAGCUCAACCUUGAGAUGCAUUAUUAUAAUGAGAUGUUGGGGGUGUGGGAGCCACUGGUGGAACCCUUAGAAGACGAGACAGGAGAAGGUUUCAGACCAUGGAAACUGGAGUUGAAGAUGAAAAAGAAGCCAGUCAACUCAUCUGUUUCAUCAGAUGAAAUCGAUGGCAAUGUCCCAGACUACAAGACAGCGAUUUUCAUCCGGAGUAAAGACCAGCUCAACAUCACACUGUCCAAAUGUGGGCUGACCAUGCUGAGUAACCUGGGCACAGCGUUUGCAGAGGCUGCCAAACAGACCACAGAGUGUUCUCAAAAAGAUGAAGCUCCAUUUGUUGUGAAAAACAUGCUGGGACUUCCAGUGUCCGUCCGCCACAGUGAGAUGUUUUCUCCAAUCAACAAGGACAGCACCAACAACCACACUGUCAAGCUGCAGAUUGGAGAAACUUUCGAGAUGGACUAUUUAACUAAAACAGACUCUGAUCAGUUCUCAGCAAUGAUCUCCCUGAGUGAAAAAGAUUACUACUUACAGCCCACUCCAGAGGGCCACACAUCAGCCAGUGUGAUCCCCCUGGUCAAAGUGGGCAGAGGGUUGUACAGCGUCAUGCACACAGACUCAGGAGUCACUCGCUUCCUGGUCUGUCAAGUUUCCUCUAUGGAGGGCAGCAAGUACAUCAAGAUCCGCUCUCCUUUCCAAAUUAUUAAUCAUUUCUUGAUACCGUUUAAAGUUUUGGAGGGAUCAGUAUGUCUGGGUAUAGCUGAUCCGAAUGAGGAGUUUUGUGUGCCUCUGGAUUCGUACAGGUCUGAACUGAGCCUGCAGCCUGUAAUAGAUGACGGAGCUGACGCUCAUCAGUUUGAGAUGUCAGAGGGCUUUAGUUACGAGGAUGUCAGCAACCUACAACCUGGAAUAGGGCUGAAGCAGACCUGCCGUCGCCGUGGGGAACAGCAUGGUGGGAUGACGAUCAAGUUUGUGCCAUUAAAGGAAGCUGUGACGUUCAAACACACUAUAGGCAAUGGGGACCUCUUUGACAUGCCCUUUGUGUUGCACCUCUGGCCUUCUGUGUUGCUGCGCAACCUUUUGCCUCAUCCCAUUGCCUACAAACUAAAGGAAAAUGGAGUUUCUGCCCCUGAAGUCACUCUGAAUCCAGGCCACUCUGCUCAGCUUCACACUGCUGUCAUCAAUCAGUCAAAACUCGAUCUUCGCCUGGUGGAUUAUUUGGCUCAGGACUGGUCUUCUGAAUACAGCCUCCAGAGUGACCAGGAGGAAAUCACCUUCAUCAUGUUCCAGUCUCUACACGUGGAUGAUGAAGAACUUGGAGAAGGGACAGAGAGGAAGAGGGCUGAGUUGGACAUAGCAGUUCAUGUUAAAUAUGAUCCAGGACAAACUGUUAUUGCCAUCCACUCUCCGUACUGGAUGGUGAAUAAAACGGGCAGGUUGCUGCAGUACAAGGCCGACGAUAUCCACCGUAAACACCCCUUAGAUUACGACAUGCCCCUGCUUUUCUCCUUCAAGCCUCGCAACUUUUUGCGAAACAACAAGGUUAGACUGAUGAUCUCAGACAGUGACCUAUCAGAUGAUUUCUCUCUGGACACAGUUGGCAGUCAUGGAGAUAUGAAGUGUAAAGGCAGAUACAAAGAUUACCUGGUUGGCGUGAAGAUCGAGGCGAGCAGUUUCAGUCUCACUCGCAUCGUGACCUUCGUACCGUUUUACACGCUGGUCAACAGAACCAAGCACCGGGUCUUCAUAUGUGAGGAAGGGCAAGAAAGCUGGACUGCGGCAGAGCCAGAACAGUCUGCUGUUCCAUUCUGGCCUGAGAACGACACCAAGAGGCUAAAGAUCAAAGUUGAAGGAUGUUUAGCGCCUCCUCAGACUAUUGACUUCACACGACCUGAGAACUGCCUGCUGCUUCAUUUAGACAAAUCUGUGGGUGGCAUUAUUGUAGAUGUGAAUCUAUCGGAGCAUUCAGCCACAAUCCGAUUCUCUGAGUACCAUGAUGGUGCAGCCCCCUUCCUCAUCAUCAAUCACACCAAAGAUCACACUCUUCAGUUCAGUCAGAGCUCUCAGAUGGAGACAGAGUCAGAGGAGCUGGAGGCUGGGAAAGCUGUGCACUACACCUGGACUGAGCCCACUGGGUCCCGAGAGCUUUGCUGGAAGUGUGGCAAUUACAGCGGGAAGCUGAAGAAUGAAGAGGACCUGAGAGAAGACCUGAACAAAGAAGGAAAACUUUUUGUGAUUUCUUUUUUUGAAGGUCUCCAGCGUGUUGUGCUGUUCACCGAGGAUCAACAGAUCUACAAACUGCUGUGCGACAAUGAAAAGGUGCAGCGGGCUGAACAGGAAAUCAUCCUGUCACUACAGAGCAUGGGCGUGUCUCUGGUUAACAACACCAACAGCCAAGAGGUUUCCUAUAUUGGAAUCACAAGCUCUGAUGUGGUUUGGGAGUUUAAGCCUAAGAAGAAGAAUCGAUGGAAAACUCUGAGCACUAAAGAAACUGAGAUGCUGGAGAGCAAGUUCAGGGAGUACAUCGACUCUGGGCCCAAUGACGAUGUCACUGUUGAACUGCAGAACAACUUUCAGGUGUUAUUUACAACUAAUGGUGCAAAUAUGCAAAUGAUUCAGCCAACGGAAGCUCCUCUUAGGAGGCACUUCCUGCCCGGAGUGAAGGUUGAAUACAGCGUCUCACCUCGACAGAAAACCUACAGAGUCCAAAUCCACCACAUCCAGCUCCAGAAUCAGCUGCCAGGAGCCAUCUUCCCAUAUGUUUUUUACCCCGUAAAGCUGCCAAAGUCAAUCACUAUGGAUUCAGAACCUAAACCUCUUACUGAUAUCAGCAUUGUUACCAGAGCCGCAGGACACUCUGACAUCUCUCGCAUCAAGUACUUCAAAGUGUUGAUUCAAGAGAUGAAUCUAAAGCUUGAUCUGGGCUUCCUGUACGCCAUACUGGACGUUUUCACUCCUGAGAAUGCCAGCAUCAUGACCUCGGAACAGGAGGUUGAGCAGUUUCAGAAAGAUGUAGAGUACAUAAAGACACAACUAAACCAUGUGUCUACUGCUGAUACAUCUCCUAUCAGUCUCUAUGAGUACUUCCACAUUUCACCCAUCAAGCUGCAUUUGAGUUUCUCUCUCAGCACGGGAGGAGAAGAUGGCUUGAAAGAGAAGAGAGAUAAAGAACUCAUCCCCGUCCAGUCCCUCAACCUGCUGCUGAAAAGUAUCGGAGCGACUCUCACUGAUGUGCAGGACGUUGUCUUCAAACUGGCCUUCUUUGAGUUGAACUUCCAGUUCUGUACCACUCAGCAGCUGCAGUGGGAGGUCAUUAGACAUUAUUCUAAGCAGGCUAUUAAACAGAUGUAUGUGCUUGUGCUGGGCCUGGAUGUGCUUGGAAACCCCUUUGGGCUGAUAAGAGGAUUGUCAGAGGGUGUAGAGGCUUUCUUCUAUGAACCCUAUCAGGGAGCCAUCCAGGGUCCUGAGGAGUUUGUUGAGGGAAUGGCUCUCGGUGUAAAAGCUCUGGUUGGAGGAGCUGUAGGGGGGUUAGCAGGUGCAGCCUCCAGAAUAACGGGCGCCAUGGCGAAAGGCGUCGCUGCAAUAACCAUGGAUGAAGAAUAUCAGCAGAAGAGACGAGAGGCCAUGAACAAACAACCCAGUGGCCUGAGAGAUGGGCUGACCAGGGGUGGAAAAGGACUUGUUUCUGGGUUUGUCAGUGGAAUCACAGGGAUUGUUACCAGACCCAUUAAAGGAGCCCAGAAAGAGGGUGCAGCAGGCUUCUUCAAAGGUGUUGGCAAAGGUUUGGUUGGUGCAGUCGCUCGGCCUACAGGAGGCAUUAUCGACAUGGUCAACAAUACCUUCCAGGGAAUCAAGAGGGUGGCAGAGACCUCGCAGGACGUCAUAUCUCUACGUCCUCCUCGCUUCAUACACGAGGACGGCGUCAUACGGCCGUAUAAAGAGAGGGAGGGCAUCGGCAGCCAGAUGCUGCAGAAAAUUGAGAACGGACGUUUUGCCAAGUAUCGAUACUUUGCUCAUGCGAAGGUCAACGAGUCCGACUUCUUCAUGAUCACCAAGAGAGGAAUCUUUUUUGUGACCAAAGGCACGUUUGGCCAGCUGACCUGCGAGUGGCAGUAUCUGUUUGAGGAAUUCACCAAGGAUCCAAUAAUUGUCGAGCGCCGUCGACUUCGUAUCGAGGCCAAGGAAAGAGUGAAAUCAGUCUUCCAUGCUAAAGAGUUUGGAAAGAUCAUAAACUUUGAAAGUGCCGACAUAGCCAAGUGGGUUCUUACCAAAUUGGAGGAUGCCAGAGAGAGUUUACCCAAAUACUGAUGAAGAAGAACAAGAUGUGCUCAACACACACACACAAACACAAUCUGUGUGUGUCAGUGCCUUCAUUAUUGCAUGCCUGUUUUUGUCUCCUUACAUGUGUGAGCUGUGCAGAGAUGGUGUGAAUGCUGAGCAUGUGUUGGGAUUAAAUGAGUGUGUGCGCGCGUGCACGGUAAGAGAAGUGCUAUAAAUGGGUUUCUGAACUACAAUGAACUAUUUCACCCCAGAAGCUCA
Molecule: messenger RNA, 10083 nt
Organism: Nematolebias whitei (Rio pearlfish)
Lineage: Eukaryota; Metazoa; Chordata; Actinopteri; Cyprinodontiformes; Rivulidae
Gene: vps13a
Product: vacuolar protein sorting 13 homolog A
Exons: 75
Coding region: 85-9852 (3255 amino acids)
Biological process (GO): autophagy; protein targeting to vacuole; protein retention in Golgi apparatus
Cellular component (GO): extrinsic component of membrane
Source: RefSeq, a predicted model, not a curated record